Messenger RNA from Mizuhopecten yessoensis (Yesso scallop), 16415 nucleotides. Its product is annotated as fibrocystin-L-like. The record is from RefSeq and is a predicted model, not a curated record. Lineage: Eukaryota; Metazoa; Mollusca; Bivalvia; Pectinida; Pectinidae. The coding region runs from base 44 to 13489 and encodes 4481 amino acids. The transcript has 56 exons.
UAACAGGUGAACGUUUUGAAGAUAUGUGUGAUCAGUAUUACAGAUGAACGCAAUCCACCAGAUGGAUGGAAUGGCGUCUGCUAACGAUCGAUUCCUUCUACUACAAGUUGCCACUAUUGUUUUACUGCUGAAGUUUUCGGAAUGCGCCGUGGUGACCAGCGUAGGUCCGUCCAAGGGGAGCACUAAUGGGGAGGUCAGGCUGAACUUAGCAGGGUCAGGCUUCGCCAAAAACCAAUUUAACCAUGGAGCAGGGAAUACCAAUCUCGGUAACACUGUCACUCUUGUGUCGGACACCAAACAGUUCGACUGUCCAGUACACAUCGACGGUACCCAGGAGCAACAGAUCCAGUGUUACACUCCCGCGGGUAUGCCAGUUGACACUUACAAAGUAAAGGUAACUGUGGAUGGGGUUCCUGUUGACGACAGCGAUAUUUGCAACAACUGUCACUUCACUCCUAGCGUCUCGAACACACCAACCAUCACGACUAUUGAGCCUCGCUCUGGUCCUCCAGGUACGAUUGUGAGUUUUUAUGGGAAGAUAUUCACCAACAAGUACGGCAGUAACAUAGACGAGAGUUCAAACGGGAAAACAGUCAGCAUCUUACGAGUCUAUGUUGGAGGACAAAAAUGUGAGCUGAAGAACGGUGAUGAUUUUUACGGAAUCCAGCUUGACAACGGUGGCGACAGUGACUAUGGUUACAUCAAAUGUAAGACCGGUGAGACUGGCAUCAAAAUAGGGAACAUCAAUGGUUCCAUCAUCAUAUCAGACGAAUACGGCAGGACUCAACCACAGAAAGACUUGUACAAAGUGAGUGGAAAUUACCAGUUCUACAUGUUCCAGACUUACGCUGAGAUCAGUUCGGUCACUCCAGCCACUGGCAGCGUGGAGGGGGGAACCCUUAUCUCCAUUGCUGGAAAUAAUUUCGACGAAACUCGCACAGGUGCAGUGGUGAUGGUUGGAGGCACGCCUUGUGUAAUAAAGGGUGCCGUGACCAAGACAUUGAUAACGUGCGAGACAGCAGCCAAACCAGGAUCAACACCAGCCAGACAUGCAGGUAACCGUGGUCUGAAGCUAGAAAUCUGGAAUGCGACCACAAAGACGCAGGCUUUGCUGUCCGAGGUUGGGGCCUUAGACAAUACUGCUGCCGACUACUACAUGGAUUUUCUGGAUGAAGCAUACUACACUGAUAGUACUAUGGAAAAUAUGGUCACUAAGAUGAGCGGAUUCUUCGUGCCUCCUUUUGAUGGGGACUACAGCUUCCAUAUCAAGGCCGAAGAUGGGGCGGAGCUGCAUUUCAGUACUGAUGACAAUCCUUCUAACAUGGCAAGGAUUGCUUACUCUGGAAAGACCAACAGUUAUGACACAGCCAGCAGUCAGAGCUCCUCAAGGAUGUCCCUAUCCAAGGCCAACAAAUAUUACAUGGAGGUCUAUCAUCGUGAAGGAACGUCCACGGCUUUUGCUAAAGUUUCAGCGCGUUUCUACAACACCAAUCUAACAAGUGCCUAUACAGAUAACGUCAAAUCCGAGGUACACAAGUUAGAGGUCACUUCAACUGUCAAGCGCGAGAUCCAGAGCCUCACUUUCACCGGGUUUACAAACGGUUCCUCGACCUCAGCGGUUCAGGAAGUCACAGUGGAGGAGGAUGUACCUGGAACUGGAGGACAGAUCCGUUUGGGACUGUAUACCGCAUUUACAGGUUUGAUCGAUUUCCGAGCUGACUCUUCUGAUGUAGCAACGGCCAUCAAUAACUUGCCAGUUUUUGACAGCGGAGAGAGUGUUUCCGUUACGGAUGUUGCAACUGAGACCAACGGCAUCAAGUAUACCAUCACCUUCACCUCGGAGAGGGGAGAUUUCUCAGCAUUUGUUGCUGAAGCCUCAGAUUCACUCACAGUGACUGUUGCCAAGACAACGACAGGGAUUCCAAAAGGGACCGUGGUAGCCUUGUCUAUGGCAGGAAUACCUGCACCUCUCGUGGCUCCAGGGGCAUCGUCCAGCGAGGUACAAUCUGCCAUGGAGAAGCUGUUCAGCACACGUUGCCCAUCGGUGAUAUCGAGCCCUGCUGGGAAGAAAGUGCAAUACACUUUUGAGACCUCCUCCGCCACUCCUUCCUACAACAGGAACUACCGUUAUUCAGAAAUGGAAGCAUUCUGCGGCAAUUAUGUCCUCAAAAACCCUAGAUAUAUCUUCAAAUCCGAUUCAAAUAUCGACCCACUCUCCUUGACUCUGAGCCCAAAGAUGUGCUUUGCUCACCAAGGAGCCAUUGGGGCUAACUUGAGAGUCUGGUAUGAAUAUACAGACCAGCAAUCGGAGAUUGUUGGAAAGUGGUCAACAUUGUCGAACGUCAUUACAACAAGUGGGAAUACCGAGUGGGAGUACAGUUGCGUUGAAGUCCUGUCUGCUUUAAGUGCUAAAGCGACCGGCGGAACUAGAUUCUACCUUAAAGCAGUGUACAUCUAUCGCUCCGGGGACGUUUAUAUCGAUGAGGUGUUCUUUGGCACAUCUCCACCAACAACCGACGUGGGUAUUGCAAAACAACGCCUGAAGCCAGCCAAGCCGAACGGUGUUAAGAUUGCCAACGUUACAGUGGCGGAGUCCUCAGGAAGUCACCACGUCACACUUUUCCCGCUGAAUUGUGGAAACAACUUCCCUCUUUUCACGUCCGAUUCGGCACAGAGACCCAUUGGAGCCGAUGUGGCAGUGUCGCGUGUUCAAGCUGCCUCCGCACCAAUUCAAGGAACUUUCAACCUAACGUUCCUAGGAUCAACUAUUAGUUCGAUCCCAGCAAACAUUGAUACAGAUGAUUUAGCAGAUAACCUGAAGACGAUCAAUGGACUUAAUGAAGUAUCCGUUUCCAAGAAAGGGGAUUGCGCCAACUUUGAAUGGACGAUUCAGUACACCUCACUUGCUGGGGACCAAUCAUUAGUCCAGGUGGAUCCCAGCCAACUUACAGGUGAAUCCGUUGUCAUGACACCCAAAGAUGUGACUGACGGCCAUGUUGUUUUUGAUGCCUUACCUGGAGAAUUCUUAAGAGUUCCACACGACAAGGCACAGGUGAUGAUGUUGAUUAAUGACGUGCCGACCAAAUGCUCUGGUACCUGUGACUUUGAGUGGCUGACGGGUAAUACACCUACUGUAACGGGAAUAUCACCUGGCACAGGACCAACUGGCACAGUCGCUACCAUCUCUGGAACUGGAUUCAGUGGAACUUCUGCAAACAAUACUGUUAUGAUAGGAGGUACAGCCUGCACUGUUAAUGCCUCCACAACCACUUCCAUCACGUGUACUAUUGGUAGCGGCCCAGAGGGAGUUUACAAGGUGGAUGUCAACGUGGCGGGUUCUGGGUUGGCACAGCACAGUGGUGGAGAUGUCACUUAUAUAUACUCAACAGGCAUCGACAAUUUCUCACCUGGUUCCAGUAGUUUAGGGGGUGGCGUAAAUCUGACUGUGAACGGAUACGGCUAUCGGAACGACGCAACAGUGGCCGUUGGUGGUCAAGACUGUCCGGUCAUAUCCAGGUCCACUGACCAGCUUGUUUGUGUCAUACCACCCAAGACGUCUGCAGGCGCUGUGCCAGUUGUUGUAGCCAUGACCGGUAUUGCCUCCUCGACAGCCUCAAGUUCAUUUACAUACGACUCCAGCAUCACUGCGCAGGUCACUUCUAUUACCCCAACCACAUCAGGGGUCAAAGGUGGAGCUACUAUCACAAUUCUUGGUUCCGGAUUUGGUAGCUCAGGUACUUUAAUUAUCGGUGGUACGACUGUCACUCCAUUGAUUUAUUCAAACACACAAGUGACUGCAGUGCUGUCUUCCCUCACACCUGGAGUACACCUUGUCCAGGUCAUUGUUGGGACAGAUGGGGCUGCUGUUCUAGACUCCAAUGCAGUGCCUACCAUUAGUUACAUCCUCCAGGUGACCAACGUGUUCCCACUUCAGGGCUCACUCCAAGGUGGGACCCUGGUCACCAUUACUGGCCAAGGUCUAGAUGAUGAUGCAGAAAUCAAGAUUGGAGGUCAUCCUUGUGAUAUUGACAGCAUUACAGCCACGACACAAAUAGUGUGCAAGAUUGGUGACACAGGAACGAAACACCAAGUGGACAACCAGGGAUCGCACUUUGCGUUCGGCAAAGGUUUUGCCUGGGAACCAAAGAACCUCCAAGUAUAUCUAGGGGAUACUGUACAUUGGAGUUGGGACUACGCAUUGUAUAUUGCGGGGAUGAAACCCAGAGUACAACAGGUCAAAAAUGCUAGCUCUACAGAACCUGAACAAAACGGUUUCAGCAGUGGUCCUUCUGGUACAAAGACAGGUGCCUUUGAGUUCAAGUUCAACACAUUGGGCACCAACUACUAUUGGAGUGACUAUAUUGAUCUGUACACAACUACAUGGUUCCGGGGUUCCGUGCAAGUGACAAAUAAGGAAUCUUAUGUCGGUGACUUGAGUGUCAAAGUCGGCGGGAUUGAGGCUGUAUACGACAAGAAUUCAGGUGUGAGCAAUCCCACAGGUUCCAGCCAAUGUGUAGCUACCCUCAGUGCCAUUUCCGGCUGUUCAGAUCCCGCACCUACAGGCGGAGAUUCUGCCAAAUUCAACUUUAAAUUCUGGUCUUGUCUCACGCCGACGGUAACAGCCAUAAGCCGGAAUAGUGGAACGGCCAAUGAUGAGAUAAUGGUUACCGGUACAGGGCUGUCCUCGACCACGUGUCAAAAUGAGGUCAAGUUCGGCAGUGAUUCCUGUACAGUCUCGGCUGGAUCAUCGUCAUCAGUGACGUGUAAGCUCGACUCUGCCACCAGUCCCCCCGUCGGUGUACAACAGUCAAUAGAUGUCCGUGUGGGAAACCUAGGAAGUGCCCGUAUUGCCAUUCCUGGACACAUAACUAGAACAUUUGCUGCUAUUCCGGUUGUUUCAAGUUUUACGCCUAGUUUGGGGUCCCUUGAAGGGCACACACCUCUUAACAUUGUUGGAGCAGGGUUUCAGGGAAGUACCCCGGACGUUGAUGUCACAGUAACUAUUGGGGGAUACCCUUGUCCGAUCAGCUCUCUUUCCUAUACAAACAUUGUCUGUUCUACUCCAAAAUCGCUCACUGAUGGUCUCAAGGAAAUUGAGGUCAAGGUAAAUGCUGGAGGUCAGAUGGUUCCUGCGGAAUGUACCUCUUGUAACUUUACCUAUGAUAUUGGGUCUACUGCUAGCGUAGAAUCAGUCUCACCUACAUCAGUGGAUGGGUCGCCAACAACAUUGACCAUCACUGGAAAGAGGAUGGGAGGUUCAACCAGUGACGUGAGCGUGACUAUUGGAGGUGAGGUCUGCACUGUGACUGCAGCUACAACUACCGCCGUUGAAUGUACAAUCUCUGACGUACCAGUUGGGGCCCAGCCAUUGGUACUAGAUGUUGCACAGAAAGGACGCGCUAUGCAUGACCCAUCUCCUGUGACUGUCACCAGUCAGGCUGUCAUUACCUCUGUCAGUCCCGCAGCAGGCAGUACCAACGGUGGCACCGAUGUUACCAUCACGGGAAAUGGAUUUGAUCAAGGGUCUAGUGUUACUAUAGAUGGCGCUAGCUGUCCUGUAACCUCAGUUUCAUUAUCACAGAUCGUCUUCACGACUGCCGCGCAUGGCGCCGCCAUUGACCGUGAUCUUUUGGUCACUUCAGGAAGCACAACCUACACUGCUGAGAAAUUCGAUUUCACCGUUGCGGCCACCCCAGUGAUAUCAUCUGUAUCGCCGACAUCUGGAUCUUCAGGAGACCCUGUCACACUCAGUGGUACAAAUUUUGGGGCGACCAUAGCCGACAACUCUGUCACACUAGGUGAGCGGGCGUGUACAUUGACAUCGGCCUCGACGACGGAGAUUACGUUCAUUGUUGGGGACUACAGGGCCGGUAGUUAUGAAUUGGUAGUGGAUGUUGCAGGAAGCGGACUUUCAAAUAACGACAAGGUGUUUACCUUUGAUAUGACUGCUUCUGGUAUCAGUCCAAAUUCAGGAAGUACGAAUGGUGACCAAACCGUGACAAUAUCCGGUUCCGGUUUUGACAACACUACCACAGCAACCAUCUGUUCAGAGCCAUGUGUCCAGUCUACAGCACAGAAUUCAACAGAAACCCAGUUUAUCUGUGUCACGCCUGCUGCCUCUGGUCACCCGACCCAGUCAUGUAGCGUAGUGGUCACCGUGAACUCAAUCACCCAGACGCUUAGCUACACCUAUGACGCAACAAAAACUCCGGAAAUCACUGAUGUGACCCCAACACGCGGUGGGACAGGAGGAGGUACCCGCAUUACAGUUUCCGGCUCGGGAUUCGGGACUACCAAGUCGGAUUGUUCAGUAACAGUAGAAGGUAGUGCGUGUGUGGUGGACUCGGUCAGCAACAACCAAAUUGUGUGUGACACUGGUUCCAUCUCUGCUUCUGUUCGAGGAAAGGUCCGAGUGGAGAUUGCCGGGGACGGUCAGGCCUUACAGACAGCAGCAGACUUUCACUACGUUGACGUUUGGUCGUCAGUUUAUACAUGGGGAGGUGUAUCGCUGCCCACAGAUGGCGACCUUGUCGUUAUCCAAGCCGGUCAAACAAUCUACCUAGACACAACCACUGCAGUUAUGAAAAUGAUCCUAAUUCAAGGGGGAGAACUCAUUUUUGAUGACAAUCAAGACGUUGAAUUAAAAUCUGAAAUUAUCCUUGUCACAGAUGGUGGUCUGUUACAGGUGGGAACAGAGCAAGCACCCUUCCAGAACAAAGCCACAAUUACAUUGUAUGGACAUCAGCGUAGUAAAGAGCUCCCCAUAUAUGGUACCAAGACGUUGGCUGUUCGCGAAGGCACCCUUGACCUCCAUGGUAUACCCACACCUAUUACCUGGACGAUGCUAGCAGAAACCGCUAAUGCUGGUACGCAUGUUAUUAAACUCAAAUUAGCCGUCAAUUGGAAUGUUGGAGAUGAAAUAAUCAUAGCGACAACUGGCGAUUUCAAGUCUCAGUCUCAGAACGAACAGAAAACCAUCACAGCCAUUGCUGGCGAUCAGAAGACCUUGACCUUGGACUCAAAUCUGGCGCAUGAACAUAUCGCUGUUACAGAAAGUUUUGGAACUAGCGCAAAUGCAGCCACCUUGGAUUUUGCUGCAGAAGUUGGCCUUUUAACACACAACGUUAAAGUGCAGGGUAACAGUGAUGCGCAGUGGAUUGAGAAAAUUGAAGCGUGUCCUGACGGCUUUAACACUGGUGAAUUUGCAACCCAGACAUGCUUCCAGGGGCGUUUUGGCGAGGAAAUGGGCAGUGAUCAGUUUGGUGGGCAGAUCAUGAUUCAUGCACCAGAAUUUGAUACGCACAGGUCCACUGGCCGCAUACAGUAUGUGGAAUUAUUUCAUAUGGGUCAGGCAUUUAGAUUGGGGCGUUAUCCACUUCACUUCCAUCUUAAUGGCGACAUGUCACACUGUUACGCCCGUGGAUUAGGCAUUCAUGAAACAUUCAACCGUGCGGUAAACAUACAUGGCACACACAACCUGCUGGUCGAACACAUUGUCAUCUAUAAUAUCAUGGGUGGCGCUUUCUUCUUGGAGGACGGCAUAGAAAGUGGCAACACAAUCCAGUACAAUCUUGCUAUAUUUGUUCGCGAAAGUUCCAGUCUGCUUAAUGAUGAUGUCACCCCAGCCUCGUUUUGGGUUACCAACCCUAACAACACAAUCCAGCAUAACCAUGCUGCUGGCGGAAGUCACUUUGGAUUCUGGUACCGCAUGCACGACCACCCAGAAGGUCCGUCAUUCACCAACACAGUCUGCCCAAAAUUAGUCACCUUAGGAGUAUUCCACAACAACUCGGCUCACUCUUUCGGCUGGUUUGGUCUCUGGAUCUUCCCAACCUACACGCCUAGAGUGGGCGGUAUUUGUGGUUCAUCUGCACCAACACCUGUCGUCUUCGAUACGUUCCUUACUUGGAAUAAUGAGAAGGGUGCGGAAACAGUAAACACUGGGGCCAUACAAUUUAAAAAUAUUCGGGCAAUAUCAAAUAAAAAGGCUGGGUUUGAGGGCAAGCUUAUUGUAGAGGGGGAGGAUUUAUCGAAUCCUACAAACGAGGCCGCACUCAAGGAUUCGCUUAUUGUCGGACAUGCCUCGUUUUCAGGUGGUUCUGAGUGUACAAAUGGAGCUGUUGUGAUUCCGUACGGAUUUGGCUUCCAGAUAAACAAUGUUGAGUUUGUGAAUUUUGACAGGCCCAGCUGUUCUGCCCUCAUUUGGACAAGAAUUGAUGGAACGUGUGGAGACCAAUGCGGUGGGUUUUCCUACAAAACAUCAGGUUUAACCUGGACAAGUUCUCCGAAUCGCGGCCGUUACGCAUGGUUAUUUGAGGGAAUCCUUGAAGAUCAGGAUGGCACGCUGUGUGACAGUGCGAACUGUAAGGUUAUACCGACCACCGAAACUCUUCCACCCAGUUGUGUAAAUUACCCCGAUUUCAAUUUUGGUAUACCAGCAAGCAAGUGUCCGUCUGCUGUAAAGUUUCAUAGAUUUGGUUUUAAUGAGAUCAAACCUUCUUCUCUAGAAUUUAAGCAGUCAAAUUGGACAAACCAACACGGAUCGUCCCUGGCAGAGUACCGUGAUAAACGUAUCACGCACAAAAAAGGCUGGGUACUGGACCUCGUUAGUGGCAAGACAUACAAUGUUGCAUUUGUUAACUCGGCCCCCCAAACGAAUAUCAGUUUCUCUGGAACAGUUUACCACCUCGAGGGAAACGACUACAUAUUACUGCGUCAAGAGGUGAACAAGAAACCCGACAGACUGAGGAGUAGUGAUCGUGGUUUCGUCGAGGCUUCUGAAACUGCUCUAGACCCUAGUACUAACAUCAAUGGAGACUGGACUUUUGACCAUUACACGAAUGAGAUCACAAUACUUGUUAAGGGGAACGGAGGAGGGGAUCGUAGAAAGAAGAGAUCUUCACCCUCUCUACAAGGUGCUCCCACAGCUCAAUCGUUUAAUUUCCAGGCCUUCAAAUGUUUCUAUACUAACUGUACUCCUCCCCCGGACCCCAACACAGUCCCUCCAGUGACUCAACGGCCAACAGAUUUUGUUUAUUGGUCCGCGUCAAACUCUUGGACUUGGCUCAGCAAUACACUACCUGAAGCCGGAACCGACCUGACCAUACCAAAAGACGUCUGGAUGGUAGCAGACAUGGCCAUUCCAUGGUUCAAUAAGGUCAUUUUAUACGGUACAAUUGAGUUUGAUCACGGCCCUACAGCUCCGUACUGCAACAUUGACCUCAACGCGACCCACAUCAUCAUCCUUGGAGGGAGGCUCAUCAUAGGCUGGCCUGAUGCCCCCUACCUUGGUAAUUCACAGGUAAUCCUGAGAGGCAACUGGCAAACAGCGGAAUACACAGAUCUCACCAACGCGCCAACAGUGGGGGCAAAGGCAAUUGGAGUGUUUGGUGGACUUGACCUCCAUGGAAUUGAUGUCGGUGUGUCUUGGACACGACUAGCCGCGACAGCAGCAGCUGGGGCUUCCACAAUCACCUUAGCUAAAGCUGUCAACUGGACGGCCGGAAACGAGAUCGUCCUAGCAACGACAAGCUACGACAUGUGGGAGACGGAGACAUUUAGGAUUUCCAGCGUGUCUCAAGAUGGACUGACGCUUACUCUCAACAGCUCGCUAUUGUACAAACACGUUGUCCAUACUGAAACGAUUAACGGAAUGACAAUCAACCUGGGAGCAGAAGUGGGCCUUUUAUCACGGAAUGUCAAGGUCAUUGGAGAGGAUUAUGCCAAUAUGUUUAAAGAAUCGUUUGGUGCCCGGACACUUGUUGGUGUAGCUCAGCAGGGAAGUUCUCUAUACAUCGGUUAUGCUCGCUUAAGCAAUGUAGAGUUUUUCCACACGGGACAGGAAAGCUACACAGAGUUCUACGAUGCUAGGUUUUCACUUACAUUCCUGGAUGGCGGUACCGUGUCCAACAUCAAACCUUCGUCUGUGAACAAAUGCGCAUUCCACAAUGGAUUUUCGCCAGCCAUCGGCGUUUAUGGAACCCACGGUUUGCCCAUCGAUGAUAAUGUUUUACAUCACACCGUCUGGUGGGGGAUUGAGACAUUUUCGGAUGAUACUCGUCUUCGCCGGAACCUGCUGACUCUUGUGGUGUGGGAAGGUGCUUACCAAGACCGUGAGGAACAGUUUAAUUAUCGUUUCGAAGGAGCGAUCAACGCGGAGAAAGCCAAGGACAUUGUCAUUGAGGAUAAUGUAGUAGCAGGAGCAGAACGGGUUGGCUACAGGUUAAACGCGAUGGAGUGUGGUAGUGCUGGAUACGGUAGAAAUCUGGUGCACAGCUCUCUGACAGGGUUUGGGAUAUUUCCCGAAGAUGAAUUAACGGUGUCCUGUGUCCAGAUAUCAAACAUUACCGCCUGGAAAUGUCGAGACUCAGGAAUAUUCUAUGAAAACAGUGCAAGUGUAGAAAUCAACAGCGUUCUGCUGAUAGAGAACACAGUGGGUACUGCUCCACUUGUUAUUGGCCCUGCAGCAAUUUCUCACCUAACCGCCGACAAAUAUGUCCUGAUAAAGGAUUCCACGGUGGUUGGUGCCACAACGUCGUUCGACUGCGCGACUGAUACAUUGAAGUCAGACGAAAAUAUUGCCUUUAGCAGCCAGGCACGUACUUGGAACACGGACGGCAGUCACAUUGGUAUUGGGUUUGCAAUGUUCUUAUCCGGCUCAAAUAAUAUGCCAAAGAAACCACAUUUAGGAUCCAUGUCCUAUCCUGCAAUUUUAGGAAUAACGAAUCUUGACGGUGUGACCUUUGCCCAUUUUAACACCAUUUGUGGAGUGAAUGACUUUGCUGUCACAACCAAUGCUAAAGGUGAUGAUGGCCUACACCCAAUAAAAUCGAAGAACGCAGUUCUCAAUGAUGUGUCUACAGACAACAAAAUACGCUACUAUAGACCCAAUGUGGGAAAGAUAAACAGUGCCGAUUGUGUGGAUAUGGACUGCGAUGGUCUGAAGAAAGGCCUGUUUUCGGAUGAAGAUGGGUCAUUUCUUGGUAGUAGUGGUGCUGUAGUCCCACAAUCAGAGUGGGAAUGGGAUGGUGAUGCACGAAGAGGACUUGGGGAUUACAGGAUCCCGAAGACGAUGUUGACCACACUGGAUGGGACUCGCAUACCUGUCAAUGAUAUAGCACCAAAUAAAGGUAUCAUCCGCAAUAACAACUGUCAGUAUAGGACAGCCUGGCAAGCCUAUCAGUGUACUGACCUAACCUACAAGAUGCUGAUAAUCGAAAGUAUGGACGCGGACACGGAGACCCGCCGAGUGUCACCUGUUGCUAUUCUCGGAGACGGGUAUCUUGACCUCAUCAACGGUCCCCAGGAUCACGGCUGGUGCAGUGGAUACACCUGUCGUAAACGGGUUUCUACUUUCAUGGCGCUUGUAGCUACAGGGAAGGAAUAUCUAAUCCACUUCACCGGUACCUCACCACAACAUCUCCGGUACUUCCUCAUCGACGCUAAUAGUACACAGUCUAUCAAGCUUGCGGUCUGGUACUCACAGCCCAACAGACGCGACGUCUACGUUGAGGGCAUUUCAGUUCAAGCUAAAAACGGAAGGACUGUAAACGGAGCCUACAUUCUAGACCCACCUACUUAUCCUGAGGAGUUCAUGCCAAACGUGUCGGACACGUCCGGUCAAAACUAUUUUGAUCGCGACUCUGGACUUCUCCAUUUUACCAUAAGGGGAGAUAAGUCUUUGGAAGUAAAGACAGAUCCGUCCAUCAUUGUAUCCUUUCAAUUUCCCGCCAUGAGUAUUGAUGAUUUUUUUGGACCCCAACUCAUACAACACCUUGCAGCAUUCUUCAACCUGUCUCCAGAUAAGGUUCGACUUGUGAAGAUAGUAAGGGAGACAACCCCAGCGGGACGAAGGCGGAAGAGGUCAACGGGAAAUGACCAGGCAGUCGUGGAGAUUUCUGACACUCCUCGGUCUAAUAUCAACGACUCAAGCGGCUUGACCCCAGAACAACUGCAAAAUAUUUCUGCUACACUAGUCAAUGAGAUACAACUUGGAAAUAUAAGCCAGGUUGUCAACCUAACUGUGGUGGGUGUGGCUGUGGUGGAGCCGCUUGCAUCUCCGGGGACGCCCGAGUGGAAUGCCACAACAACUGAUUCUGCAUACAUUGUUAUUAGCGAGGCCUCGAGCAUGCGUUUUAAUCCCGCACCAGAACCACAACAUGAAGGGGUGGUCUUCAGGACGCAGCCAAAGAUACAAGUUUUAAAUGCACAGGGACAACCGAUAACACAGCUAGGGACGGCCUCCCAGCCCUGGGAAAUCACUGCAUCACUUCGACCGGGUGGGUCAAAUGCACUUGCCAACCUCACUGGAAAUCUCACCGUAGAGUUUGUCAAUGGCUGGGCCAACUUCACCGACCUGCUCAUCACUCAAUUUGGAACAGACUUCUAUAUAGACUUUACACUUACCGUGCCGACCGACUCUAACUUCACCAUAGCCUCUGAUCCACUGACCGUCACUGGGCGACCAAUCAUAGCUUCCAUUUCAUCCAUGACCUCUACUGUCAUAGAGAACAACAACUUUGCUAUAAGUGUUGAGCUUCGUGACGAGGUUACAUCUGAACUUAUACCAGACAUCGCUUGGAGGGGUCACACAUGGACAAUGACCGCAGAACUGAACAAACCAGAACUUCACCCAGGGUCGAUGGCUGGAUCUAACGAGACGGUAUUCUCAACAUCCUCCAGUGCUGCAAACUUCUACACCCUCAGCUUCACUUCUCUUGGGAUCUAUGCUUUGAAACUUCACAUCUUCACUACGCCAUCUGGCUUCGACUUCUACAAAGAGACCCAGGUAGUGGUUCGAUCACAGGCCCAGACCAGCAUUAUUGUCGAGCAGACGACACAAAUUGUGAUGAUAUUUGACGAUGAUUACAAUGCAGUGGUUGGUGCCGACGUCAACGCUUUUGCUGCAAUGAUGGCCACCCGUUUCAUAUUGACAUACCCGGAUAUCCUUUUCAACUCUGUGUCCGUCGUGCCAGGAAGUAUUGUCGUGACGUAUACCGUCAGUGGAGGGGUCUCUGAUGUAAACACAACUGUCUACGGCAUGUGUGAAUCAGUCCAAAACGGUUCCAGCUUCACUUUUAACUCCCAAGCGAUUACAUUGUCCGGUUAUCUGUCUGUUGGUGGGAUAUCAUAUUACGGCGUGUACUGUGGACCAUUGACCACCACCGACCCCACAACUGAUGAAAGCAAGAUUGCCCUGGCACUGAUUAUCGCCCUUUCCGUUGUUUCUGUUGCUCUCCUUGCCAUCGUCGUGGCGAUCAUCAUCUGGAAGUGCAAAGUGUACCCGAAGACCAAGACAAGGGAUCUGCACAAGUACACCAACUACGACAACCAACCGAACUCCAUUGAGGACAUCCUGUUCCGUGAGCAGUCCUUUAUGAGUAUCCGAGCGAAGUCUGCUGGUCUGCCCCAAGCUCCCGCUGCCACCAACAUAAACAGUUUUGGUGGAUACAGCCACAACAUGGAAAAGAAGAGUCCGCUUCCGUUCUAGCAAGGGAGACAACCCUGAACUAGCAAAUCUGUGAUAUUGUAUGUGUUUUAUUGACAUAUAUUAUAGCUAUACAUAUUUCCUGUACUAUUUAUAAGGACAAAUAUGAGAUCUGUGAUUCAUAAUUUUUUUUGUAUUUUUUUAACAGUGUCUAAAUGAAAUUUUCUUUGUAGCAGUAUUUUCAUUACUACUGUGAUAGACACGGUUACAUCAACAAGGUAUACGUCAUGUAUCUGUUCCCUAAACCUUUAAGAUCAAGAUGACUGUUAAUAGUGUUAAAUGAGACCUAGUUGUGUAUGACGUUGUGCAUCUGACCAAGCUCAAUUUUAUCCUGAAUGGUCAAAGCUUUGCAUGCAGAUUCAUAAACAUUAGGUAGUAUAACAUGUUAUUUUAGAUUGCCUUUCUUAUUUGGUCAAUCUCCAUUUUCUUCUGUAAUGUAGGAACUUAAUUGAACAAAAUGUUCUUAUUUCAUUUCCUCGAUACUGUAACUCACGGGGUGCCACUAUUCCGAGUUAAAUGUUCACAUGGCAUAAUUAUUGUAACGUAUGCUUUUAUUAUAAAGUCUAGGCAGUGGCUCACUAAGAUAAAUGACACAGGUCGAAUACUGUGAAAUCUUGAUAAUAAGCUGCAGUUUAUUUUCAAUCUUAGAAACGAAUUCCAGUUUUUCCCUAAUACGGCCCAUUUUCUUGUUUUUUAAAUCACUGAAAUAGUAAGCCUGUGAUGGCAUAUUUUCAAGUCUUUUUUUUUGCAUGGACAUAUAUAAAAUUUUCCAGAUUUAGUUUUUAACAAAAUUUGAAUGUUUUUUUUUUGCUGUCAUCAAAUUGUUACAAUGAUAUAUCAUGUAUUGUAAUUGUUACCUGUAAAAUUAAACCUGUUUAGACUGAUAGGGAAAAUUGGACUCCUCAGUGUAAUCCAUAUCAUAUUUCAAAGUCGGCUUAUUAUCUAGAUCUAUAUGACUGUAAGGUAUUUACGGCUUAUUUCUAUGCCAGCUUAUUUUCAAAUCUGGCUUAUUAUCGAGAUUUUAGGGUAUCCAUGUAGCAGUACAUUCAGCUGGUUGUAUGUUUUCUUUAGAAAAUGCAUAAAGGAAGAAAUCUUUAUUUUAGACUAUAAAAGACGCUUCUGAAACUUGCAUGCAGGAAAAUGUCAAACCUGUUUUCAUUUUAAUUAUAUUGUCAUUACACAUAGUCAAUGUCAAAUUGAUCAAGUAUGUCUCAUUUCUACAAAAAAACACAGCCUAAUGUUUAGAACACGUGAAAAGUAGCCUCACCAUAACGUGGAAAUACAACCAAGUAUAAUAUAUCAUGCUAACUAUUUAAUGUUAAUUUGAAUAUCAACUUUUUCAUAAUAAAAAUAUAAAACAGUUUAAAUAAAAGUGAAACUAAAUUAUGAGAAGGAACAAUUCCUUUACCGCCCGAGAUUAGCAGAAUACAAUUCAUGUACACUAAGGUUGUUUAAACUAUAAUAUUUCUUAAUUCAAAGAUUUGUUUAUGAAGGUAUUUUAAAGUGUAUAAUUCAUUUACCUUUUUUAAUAGACAACACGUACAUGUACAAUAUUUUCAUUAGAUCUCGAUGUUACCUCAAUUGUCCGUCCAUAAGUACAAUUUUGUUUUGUAUACAAUAAUGUUUUUGCAUCUUUUAAUAAUAUUUAUUCAGUUUUGAAAUAUUUAUCAAGUGUUUAUAUUAAUAAUGUUUUGACAACUUUGUCUUGAUUGAUGCAAAUUUAUCAGGAAUUUAUCGUGCAACUAGCCGUUUCUUUGUUUCUUGAUUACCUAAGUGUAAAUGCAGACAGUGAUAGGAAUGUCAUCAUAAGGGGAAUAACUCAGUCAGGCUUGUGUGUGACUCCCAUAUUCCACCAGUAGUAAAGGAAUAAUACAAUUAAAUCAUGACAUAUGACUGAACCAAUGAAAGAACAAGAAACCUUUGGCUUAAUUGCGGAUAACAAUGAUAACUUUGUAGAUAGAUUGAUUUAGAACUACUGUGAUAUUAUUAUGUUCUUACUAUUGGAUAUUUACAUAUAUAAUGUAUUUAUGACAAUUGUUUUUACUACCAGUAAAAACAUGAACGAAUUACAAUGUUUCUGUUAAUCACUUUGAUCCUGCAAGAAUUUACUAUGAGAUGCAACCAGAAAAAAAGUGUCAAGGAUUUGUUUAUUCGUUUAAAGAUUUUAUUGAUAAUGUUUUUGGCAUUUCAAUGUAUAUAAGUAACCGCGUGCUUUUGUUAGAGAUAGCUACAUCGAAAUACUAUCAAAAUUACCUCCCUUGAUUGGCAUGUGAUAAGUAAUUGAUUCAAAAUUUUACAAUUUUCAUUUACGACUCUACAAAUUUGGAAGACUGAUUUGAAAAUACAGUUUUUUAAACUGUUUUUUUUUGUUAUGAGAUACAAGUCAUUUGAAGGUAGUACAAAAUGUAUAUACCUUAGAAGCAAAAUCUUAAAAACAAGUGUUAUCAAAUUGCAGUGAUUUACAGGAAUGUUUUGCAUAUUACUAACUUUACAUUAUAUUUCCCCUUGAUUCCUCUGUGCCGAACAUUGAAUUGUUAUUUCACAUGGAGUACACACAAUUGUACUAUCUCCAUUUAUACAUUCUUCAACCUAAACUGCUUAUUAUGUUUUGAAGUUAACUAUUCCAGUGAAUACCUUAUUUUAUUAAAAACAUUUUGAUAUUGAUGGGUUUCUAGAAAAAUAUAAGAAACUUAGAUUGUUGUCAGGAAGUUCUCAAAAUGUUUUAAUAUAUAAGGAAAAUGAGUUAAAUCACACAACUCAUUUCAAUACUAUGCAGUGUAUGUAACGCAGCAAUCUAAUUGUUUUCCCGUUUUUCACAGCAGAUUGUCUUUGGAAUUUCUCAUGUUGUAAAUGACAUUAAAAUCAAAACAAUUAACAAUUAAUUAUUAAACCGUUAUGUAAAAUGUAUGAAAUGUCUGUUUCUUUUUUA